Molecule: messenger RNA, 1121 nt
Organism: Linum tenue
Lineage: Eukaryota; Viridiplantae; Streptophyta; Magnoliopsida; Malpighiales; Linaceae
Source: the annotation of a GenBank genome assembly
CAAAAUGGGCCCUAGAGCCCAACAGUUGCGAGCCCAACCAUUUCCCCUUCUCCAAGGAUCCAAAUCCCACUUUCAACUCGUCACUCGCUCUCGGCCCCAGGCUCUUCCCCGUCCGCCGUAGCUCUCCACAAUCUCCGCCGCCGUAGCAGCAGCGACUGAACGAAGGCCGAAGAUCUUGUCACUUGCUCUCGGCUUAUCUUCCCUGUCUGCCGCAGCUCUCCAGAAUCUCCACCGCUGCCGUAUCAGCAGCGACUGAACGAAGGCUGAAGAUUGACGCAGCCUCGCCACCUCCGCCUGAUUCAACAAUCAAAAAGAGAAGUUGAAGCAGGCAAUUAGAGGGAACGAGAUGGCUACUGAACAGAAAGGAGUUGAUGAUGAGCAGCAGGCUCAGGCCGUGGUGACGAAUGGCGCUUCCUCUGGUGGUUUUCAAGGGAGAGUGUUGGAUCAGUAUCGAAAGCUAAAAGAGCAUGCAGAAGCUUACCCUUAUGUGUGGGGUUCCUACAUUGUUGUGUACGGUGGGUUUGGCCUCUAUCUCACCUACAGAUGGAGGAAGCUCCGGCAGACCGAGGACAGAGUUCGGGGUCUUCAGGAAAGGCUUCGCAAGCUCGCUCAAACUCAAGACUCUGCUACUGCUGCAUCAUCUUCUUCUGCAACAUUGUCGUCAUCAUCGUCAGCCACCACUAAAGCCACUUCCAAAUAGCUAGCCAACCUAUCCAGAGAACUACUUGGUUUUGGUGAAGUGGAGCCAACUUCCACAAGAUUUUCAGGGAAUCCUUACUUGAUUUGGACUCCUCAGAAAGCUAAGUGAAAACCAAAGUGAUAACUUUUGACUCUUCAACUUACUGCUCCGUGACUUGGAUUACAAGGCAACAAGUAUAGGAACCUUGCAAAUUCAGGUACCACAAGUUUCAAUGUCUUACUUUUCGGUACCUGGUAUUUUACCUUUUUUCUUCUUUUGUGAACCCCAAGAAGAUUGUAUUUUCUAGUUCAGGCCUCUUACCUAUCCUUCCAAGCAAAACCGCAGUGCAUUGGGAAGUACAAAAUUCAGAUCCUAAGUUGCAUUCAGAACAGUUUUGUUAUAGACUAAAAGAAAGCUUCAAGUAUCAACUAAAAUUCAGCUG